Anguilla anguilla (European eel) is the source of this 864-nucleotide messenger RNA. RefSeq names its product mitochondrial ribosomal protein L17 (gene mrpl17). Gene Ontology annotation, cellular component: mitochondrial large ribosomal subunit; ribosome. Gene Ontology annotation, biological process: translation. The record is from RefSeq and is a predicted model, not a curated record. The transcript is spliced from 3 exons. Gene Ontology annotation, molecular function: structural constituent of ribosome. Bases 203 to 730 code for a protein of 175 amino acids. Lineage: Eukaryota; Metazoa; Chordata; Actinopteri; Anguilliformes; Anguillidae.
GGAAUGUAAUAAGCGCUGCACAGGCAAACGGGGGAAUGUGACAGAAAAGUGUAAACGAGUGUAGUAGCUGGGUGACACCUGUCAUAUUCUGUAGAAUUUUAAGUUGAGUAAAUAAUUUCCUGAACGAUUUGACAACACGUUUCCAUUGAGUUUCACGUGUAUUUACAUGCUAGCUAAAUAGCUAGUCAGUUGCACCGACGAGAUGCGUCUCUCCUUGUCGACCUUAAUUUCACAUGGCCGAAUGGCCAGACGAAUGGGUCUCGGCCCUAAGUCACGGAUUGACAUGCUUCGGAACAUUUUGACAGGACUGGUUCGGCACGAAAGGAUAGAGACUACCCGAGGUCGAGCCGAUGAAGUCCGGUUCUACGCCGAGAAGCUGAUUGACUACGCAAAAAAGGGAGUCAUGGAUGAGAAGGCAAUGAAAAUGGCCACCUUCUGGCUCACGGAGAAAGAUCUGGUCCCAAAGCUCUUCGAAGUCCUGGCGCCUCGAUUUGAGAACCAGCAGAAGGGCUACACGCGUAUGGCUCGGAUCCCGAACCGCACCAACUUGGACCGGGCCGCAAUGGCGGUCCUGGAGUACAAAGGCAACCCGUACCCGGCCCUGUUCACCGCCAAACGCGACAGCGACCUCACGCUGCUCAACCAGCUGCUGAAAGGCUACAGGGAGGAGAGGGAACAGCAGAGAGCAACCAAAGCAAACUUGAGUCCCGCUGUCUCUCAUAACAUUUAAGCCACGCCCUUAACGUUGGUUUUGGAAGUGACUGUACACACCCUUGUUCCGCUCUCUGCUUUGCUAAAAUGUGUUCCUAUAAUGAGGUAUGUAAAAAAAAAAAAAAAAAGUGUGAAUUAAACCUUUCUGGAAGA